AUGACAAAUUGUAGCCAAUAUGUCUUGCCUGUGGAGAUGCGGUCGGGUUAUCCGGGCGCCGCACAUGGGACCAGCGAUUUUGACUAUGAGCAUCAGUCUAAAUGGUAUGACAACUAUCAGCAAUGCAGCUUUAAUCGUCAAUCACCGAUUGAAUUAAAUUCAAAUGAGGCCAUCGUUUCCUAUGACAUGCCACUAGUUAAUUUCGUGCACUACGAUGUGCCCUAUAGGACAGCUGUGAGAAGUGAGAAUAACGGACACACGGCCAAUAUACAAUUGCCUACGACCAGACGCGAUGCAGCGUACAUCACUGGUGGACCGCUCGUCGAGAAUACAACCUACAUAAUGGAGAGCCUACACUUCCAUUGGGGGUCCAAUGACUCUCACGGCUCCGAACAUGUAUUGAACAGCCAACGCUACGCCAUGGAAAUGCAUCUAUUGCACCGGAAUACCAAAUACGCGUCGGUGGAGGAGGCGCGCGAGCACGAGGAUGGCUUAGCUGUGUUGGCGGUGUUGUACGAGAGUACGGCCAGCACCGACUUCGAAGGCUUGAAUGAGGUUGUAGAUGUUUUGGAAUCAAUCUCCGAAUUCAAUCGUUCCACGGAAAUCAAAAACUUUACGCUUUCCGUUCUACUCGGCGACAUGGAUACCGCGGAGUUCUACACCUAUGCCGGCUCGCUGACAACGCCACCCUGUUCGCAAGCUGUCACUUGGGUAAUCUUCUCGCAACCAAUCAACAUUACGCACAGCCAAUUGAUGCGUUUCCACAAAAUGUCCGAUGGCCAUGGGGACACGUUGGAGAAUAAUUAUCGCGCAUUGCAGGCAAAAGGUAAUCGAAAAGUGUAUUUGCGUAACAAACGUAAAGUGCUGGAGUCAUCGGUGCAGUCGUCACUCUACUGGGAGCUGCUGAAUAAGCUGAAGGCGCAGGGUGGUGCAGCCGUUGGAGCAAGAAGAUAAACGUUGUGUGCAGAGUGGAGCGAGCCAACGGAACUUGAGUGUAUGGAAAAUUUAAGACUGAUUGAAAACCCGUUGACAUUUGUAGCUGUUUAGUUAAAAUUUGCAAUUCGAUCAUCAUUUUAUAAAAAACUACUUUAAAAUCUAAUAUUAAA
Rhagoletis pomonella (apple maggot) is the source of this 1106-nucleotide messenger RNA. RefSeq names its product carbonic anhydrase 2-like. The transcript has 4 exons. Bases 1 to 954 code for a protein of 317 amino acids. NCBI's taxonomy places the organism in Eukaryota, Metazoa, Arthropoda, Insecta, Diptera, Tephritidae. The record is from RefSeq and is a predicted model, not a curated record. Gene Ontology annotation, cellular component: cytoplasm. Gene Ontology annotation, molecular function: zinc ion binding; carbonate dehydratase activity.